This is a messenger RNA of Helobdella robusta, 2912 nucleotides long. RefSeq lists its product as hypothetical. Lineage: Eukaryota; Metazoa; Annelida; Clitellata; Rhynchobdellida; Glossiphoniidae. Gene Ontology annotation, molecular function: mRNA binding. Gene Ontology annotation, cellular component: cytoplasm; nucleus; ribonucleoprotein complex. The coding region runs from base 336 to 2642 and encodes 768 amino acids. The transcript has 24 exons. The record is from RefSeq and is a predicted model, not a curated record.
UAUUGUUUAUUUAUGCUAUUAGGCGAUAAAUGAUGACAGAGUUCAUGUGUUUUUUUUUCACUUUUCCUGAUAAUCUAAAAUUCUAAAUCUAUAAUAUUUAUUACUUUUUGUUUAAUAUUUAUUGUAAAAUUCAUUAUAAAUUCAUAAAUAUAUAAAAUCUAAUCUUAUCUAGAUUUUUUAUAGAUUUUAAUCUUUAUAUGCUAAAAUUAAGAUUAUUAAAAGUUUUAAUUUAAAACUGUCUAAAAGGCAUUAUAUAGGUUUGUGACAAAGAAAAUUGAGAAAAGCCAGAAGACUGGACUGGACCCCAGGACUCCGCCUAAUCAUUCCUAGCGAUCAUGUCACAAAUUAUUGUGAAAAAUCUUCCACUGAAUAUAACAGCAGAGGAUUUAAAGAAGAAAUUCAGUGAAAAAGGAACAGUAACCCAAGUUUCACUAAAGUAUACUUCAAAUGACAUUUUCAGGCAAUUUGCCUUUGUCGGGUUUAAAGAGAAGUCUGAAGCUGAAAGUGCUGCAAAAUAUUUUAACAAAACUUACAUCAAUUAUUCAAAAAUCGAAGUUUCAAUAGCCAGUGACUUGAAUGCUCACACACAACGAAACGCAGUCACAUGGUCGAAGAAGCAAGAAACUUCCAAGAAAAAAGACCACCAAGCACAAAAUCCUGCACCAAAUAUUGUGACUCAGUGGGCGAUAAAAGUUACUGGACUGCCACCUAGAGUCAAAAAAAAUGAAAUUGAAGAAUUUUUUAAACCUGUGAAGUGUAGGUUUUCAUUGCCCGAGUCCAAAGCAGUCACUAAAUUGGUUGUAUACUUUGAAAGUGAAAAGGAAAAAGAGGUGGCAUUUAGGAGGAAUAAGAAUCACAUCGGUGCCAAAAGGAUCUUUCUUCAUCACCAUGUCGUAAACAGCGAUGCAUUACAGCAACAUCAAUCCAUUCCUAGUAACAAAUUUAUGAAGAGUGAUAAGAUAGAUGAGCGUCCAAAGACCCAGUUUUUCGAGAAUAAAGAAGUUCAAAAAGCUCUAAUAUCAGAGACUGGACGCUUGUUUAUACGAAAUUUGGCCUACGUAACCACAGAAGAAGAUAUCUCGCAACUAUUUUCUACAUAUGGUCAUUGUGAUGUGCAGUUACAGAUGGACAAAUUCACAAAUACGUCCAAGGGUUUUGCGUUGGUCAAUUUCGUUCUGCCGGAAAAUGCCCUAGAGGCCUAUGAAUAUCUGGAUGGCACCAGCUUCCAGGGUCGUCUGCUUCAUAUUGUUGGGGGCCAGGCCAAGAAAGAAGAUAACCUCUCGAACAUCAAUGACCUGCCUUUCCAUAAGAAGAAGGAAGCUUUGAAAAAAUUAUCCGCAAACAAUGUGAGGAGCUGGAACUCACUGUUCGUAAGAGCAGAUGCAGUAGCAGAGAGCCUGGCAGCGAGGAAAAACAUGUCAAAACGUGACGUCUUGUUAAACGACGGAAAGGUGAGCGUAGCUGCCGAACUGGCCACAGAGCAGACGAGAAUUGUGAAUGAGACCAGGACAUUCCUGAUUAAAAAUGGCGUCUCUCUUGAUUCCCUCAGUCAGACCUCUGGUCCCCGCAGCAAAUCAGUUCUACUCGUGAAAAGUCUGCCAGCCAAGACAAACAAACAAGAUUUGGUGAAAGUAUUUGAGAAGUUUGACAGUUUCAUCAGCCGAAUUUUGCUACCGCCAAACGGAUUAACGGCCAUUGUCGAAUUUAAUAAUAACGACGAGGCUCAAAAGGCUUUCAAAGCACUAGCUUACAGAAGAUUCAAAGAUUCACCUCUGUUCUUGGAAUUUGCCCCUGUCGAUGUUUUCCACCAGAAGGAUGACGAGAAAAAUACUUCCAGCAGUACGAAAAGUGGUGACAAAGUAGAUGAUGAUGACGGCGACGACAACGAUGAUGAAGAUAAGGGUGAGGACGACGACGAUGAUGAUCAUGAGAUUGAUGAUGAUGACGACGACAACGGAAGCGUCGAUCUCAACGAACCCAGAAGAUUUGUAUUUGUAAAGGGUCUGCCGGAUGAUGUCAAUGAAAAAGAGCUUAAAAAGAUUUUUGGGAAACACGGAAGAACAUUGAGUUUUGAGAUCAAGAAAAGAGGAGAAAGUACUACUGCUUUCGUUGAAUACGCGUCAAACAGAGAGGCAGAGAAGUGCUUGAAGUCACUGAGCAACUUGGUGAUCAGGGGAAGUCAAAUAAGCCUUAAAAUAUCCGACAGACGUCUCAAGUAUCCGACCGCCAUUGUUAAGUUGAACAGCUCAAAAAGUGCAAAACGUGGAAAGACGGCUACAAAGAUUCUCAUCAAAAAUGUUCCUUUCCAGGCUUCUCAUACUGACUUGAAUCAACUCUUCAAGCCCUACCCUGGCGUUAAGGAGAUUAGGCUGCCGAAGAAAGUCGGCUCAGGGCAUAGGGGGUUUGCAUUCGUCGAAUUCGUCUCAAAAGCUGACGCCAAUAGAGCUUAUAAAGAGUUGUGUCAGAACACUGCCCUCUACGGACGUCGGUUGAAUUUUGAAUGGUCCGCCGACACAGAAUGUGUUGACAGGCUGAGGAAGCGAACCGGAGAAAAAUACAACCCAGGUUGUCCAAGCAAGAUUCGACGCAAAUCAGAUCUGCUCAGCUAUCUGGACGAUAAAGAAGGUGUAACAGAUUUAUAAGAGAACAUAUAUCCUCUUAUGAUUUAACGUUUCAAGGAAUAAUGUUUUAACAUUCUUUUUUAUAUUUUUCUUUUCUUUGUGAAUAUUAAAUGAGCCUAAAUGCUCAGAGACAAUUAUUAAUCCUAAAAAUCUUUUAGAAUAAAUUUAAUGUAGCGAUUUUAAAAUUUUCUAUUUUUUUUUACAUUAUUUAUAUUUUACUUUGGGAACAUAACAUGAGUAUUAGAUGAGCGUAAAUGCACAUAAAACAAUUACAACUAUUAAUCUAAAAAA